Fusarium vanettenii 77-13-4 is the source of this 975-nucleotide messenger RNA. RefSeq lists its product as uncharacterized. The transcript has 3 exons. The record is from RefSeq and is a predicted model, not a curated record. Lineage: Eukaryota; Fungi; Ascomycota; Sordariomycetes; Hypocreales; Nectriaceae. Gene Ontology annotation, molecular function: single-stranded DNA binding; damaged DNA binding. Gene Ontology annotation, cellular component: nucleus; nucleotide-excision repair factor 1 complex; ERCC4-ERCC1 complex. The coding region runs from base 1 to 975 and encodes 324 amino acids. Gene Ontology annotation, biological process: mitotic recombination; meiotic mismatch repair; UV-damage excision repair.
AUGGCCGCUGCAGAUCCAACCCCCAUCCCACGCAGACCCAUCCAGCAACCCACGCCGAGCAAGAUCCAGCAGCCAACGCCGCAACGCCUCGACAAGGCGCCUCCAUCCGCUUCAGGUGCUGGAAAGGUAGUUCAGCCUACACCACAGGCUCUGCCGCAGAAACAGUCCGGUUCGACCAUUCUCGUAUCACCGCGACAAAGGGGGAAUCCCGUCUUGACCAGCAUUCGGUCGAUGCCAUGGGAGUACAGCGAUAUCCCGGCUGACUUUGUCUUGGGGCUGGGGACUUGUGCUCUAUUUCUAAGUCUCAAAUAUCAUCGCCUCCAUCCCGAAUACAUCUACACACGAAUCCGCAACCUCCAAGGCAAAUACAACCUCCGCGUCCUCCUCACCAUGGUCGACAUUCCAAACCACGAAGCCAACCUAAAAGAGCUCUCCAAGACAUCUCUCGUCAACAACGUCACCCUUAUUCUGUGCUGGUCCGCCGCCGAGGCCGCACGCUACCUCGAACUAUACAAGAGCUACGAGAAUGCCAGCUUUGGCGCCAUUCGUGGCCAACAACCCUCAAGCUACGGCGAAAAGCUGGUGGAAUUCGUCACCGUCCCGAGGAGUCUGAACAAGUCGGAUGCGGUCGCUCUCGUGAGCAAUUUUGGAAGCCUGAAGAACGCCGUCAACGCGGAUGCCGAGCAGCUCGGCAUGCUCAAUGGCUGGGGCGGCAUCAAGGUCAAGAGAUGGACAUCAGCAGUCGGAGAUCCCUUCAGAGUCAAGAAGGCAGCUAAAAGGGGUGCGAAAGCUACACAGCGCUUAUCAAAACUAGACCAGGCUGAUGAUGAGGAGGCGAUGCUUGCGGCUGCUAUUGAGGCGUCUAAGAAGACAGCUCAAUCAGAUGAGGCUAAGCGAGCGAGUCAAGCAGAUAAGGAUGACCAGCUUGAUGGAGGUGUUGCUGCUGCAUUGGCGAGGCUACGGGAGAGCGGCUGA